Molecule: messenger RNA, 1659 nt
Organism: Pseudoliparis swirei
Lineage: Eukaryota; Metazoa; Chordata; Actinopteri; Perciformes; Liparidae
Gene: rad51
Product: RAD51 recombinase
Exons: 10
Coding region: 150-1166 (338 amino acids)
Biological process (GO): mitotic recombination-dependent replication fork processing; double-strand break repair via homologous recombination; reciprocal meiotic recombination
Cellular component (GO): condensed nuclear chromosome
Molecular function (GO): double-stranded DNA binding; ATP binding; ATP hydrolysis activity
Source: RefSeq, a predicted model, not a curated record
CGUCGCGCGCGGGAGCAUUCGGUUGUCAAACAGUCGAGUUCGAGGCAAAUACCGGCUGUAUCGAAGACAGAAACAACUUUUAUGUGAUAUAACAAGUGAAGCACAGGUCAAACCUUUUAGUUCAAGGACCAGGUGUUUCCCACUCGGACAUGGCCAUGAGGAGCGAGGCCAGGGUGGAGGCGGAGGCCGAGGAGGAAGAGAGCUUCGGGCCGCAGCCUCUGAGCAAACUGGAGCAAUGUGGGGUCAGCGCCAGCGACAUCAAGAAGUUGGGGGAAGCCGGCUUCCACACCAUCGAGGCCGUGGCCUACGCGCCCAAGAAGGAGCUGCUCAACAUCAAAGGCAUCAGCGAGGCCAAGGCCGAAAAACUUCUGGCCGAAGCUGCCAAACUCGUGCCGAUGGGCUUCACCACGGCGACGGAGUUCCACCAGAGGAGAACCGAGAUCAUCCAGAUCUCCACGGGCUCCAAGGAGCUCGACAAACUUCUGCUGGGCGGGAUCGAGACUGGCUCCAUCACGGAGAUGUUUGGGGAGUUUCGGACGGGGAAGACCCAGCUGUGCCACACCCUCGCCGUCACCUGUCAGCUGCCCAUCGAUCAGGGGGGCGGAGAAGGUAAAGCCAUGUACAUCGACACGGAGGGAACCUUCCGGCCGGAGAGGCUCCUCGCUGUGGCCGAGAGGUACGGGCUGACGGGCAGCGACGUCCUGGACAACGUGGCUUACGCCCGAGCCUUCAACACGGACCACCAGACCCAGCUGCUGUACCAGGCCUCCGCCAUGAUGGCCGAGUCCAGGUACGCCCUGCUGAUAGUGGACAGCGCCACCGCUCUGUACAGGACGGACUACUCGGGCCGCGCCGAGCUGUCGGCCCGCCAGGGACACCUGGGGCGCUUCCUGCGCAUGCUGCUGCGGCUGGCGGACGAGUUUGGCGUUGCCGUGGUGAUCUCCAACCAGGUGGUGGCGCAGGUGGACGGGGCGGCCAUGUUUUCCGCGGAUCCCAAGAAACCGAUCGGAGGCAACAUCAUGGCUCACUCCUCCACCACGCGCCUGUACCUGAGGAAAGGCCGAGGAGAGACGAGGAUCUGUAAAAUCUACGACUCGCCCUGCCUGCCGGAGUCCGAAGCCAUGUUCGCCAUCAACGCCGACGGCGUGGGCGACGCCAAGGACUGAGCGGCAGGGAGCAGGACAAAGGAAGCAGGGCGGUAGAUGUCACACCCGCUGACCGAAUCCCGGACUGAAGAGUGUGUGUGUGAGAGUGUGUGUGAGAGUGUGUGCAGCGUGCAGCCUUCACACAGAUGGACUGAUGACACACAGACAAAGGUUGUAUGGUUUGAGGUUUGAGUGGAUGAGAAGCUGCCGGCUGCAGAUCCUCUGGAGCCCUCAGUCAUUAAGAAUCAUAAGUCAUAAUUAGAAAUACGGUCAUUUUCUUUUAUUUCUUUGAUGCAAAGUUCAAAUUUGUCAAAACAAAAACAAAAUCUGAAAAACCGAUGUUAAAUAGUUUGCGAGCUCUUUUUUUCUUCUUCUCGUUAACUUCGUCCUCACGGCGUUUCUGUUGAAUGUCGUUAUUGAACUUUUUUUCCAGCUUCACCUCGACUUGUUUGUCCCUGUUUUUCAGAACCGUCUAAAUAUAUAUUUGUUUUACUAUUAAAUCGUCUCAUUUGUU